Molecule: messenger RNA, 147 nt
Organism: Colletotrichum lupini
Lineage: Eukaryota; Fungi; Ascomycota; Sordariomycetes; Glomerellales; Glomerellaceae
Exons: 3
Coding region: 1-147 (48 amino acids)
Source: RefSeq, a predicted model, not a curated record
AUGGGGGCAUUGCGAUAUACGACGGGAUGCGGUCGGGCAACCCUGAUCCCUAACAUGGAUCGUCGUGCCUGGGGCAUGCAGGCGCCCAUUCUUCGCCACCUUUUGGUCUUGGAUGGGUCCCGGGUCCAGAACAUCGUGGCACCGUGA